AUGUCAAAUAAGAUUAUAAAACAACAAUUAAACUUGUUAAGUGGUGAACAGAAAGCAUCAAAAAAAUGGGUACCUAAAUCACAUAUCUCACCGCUACAGAGAAUAGAGAAGAAAACAGAGACACCAGAAGAUAUAUUAGAACAAAAUUUAAAGCAUUAUAGAGAGACAUUGGCAUUUCACGAAAAAUCAAACGUACAUCAAAAGAAAAUACAAUUGGUCAAGAAUCAUUUGAACAAGGAUAAACGAGUCAUCAAAGAGACAAAGAAAAUCAAUGAACAAGUAGUUAAAAAGAAGUUUAAAGAAAGAAAGUUUAGAGAUGCUCAAAAUAAAAAACUUUAUACAAAGUAA
This is a messenger RNA of Cavenderia fasciculata, 348 nucleotides long. RefSeq lists its product as uncharacterized. The transcript has 2 exons. The record is from RefSeq and is a predicted model, not a curated record. The coding region runs from base 1 to 348 and encodes 115 amino acids. NCBI's taxonomy places the organism in Eukaryota, Evosea, Eumycetozoa, Acytosteliales, Cavenderiaceae.